AUUGUAAUUUGAAUCUUGAUAUUUUGUAUUUCACGCCCUUUUAUAAAGUGAAACAGCGGAACGGUCACGUAUUAAUGCCGGGAGUAAAGAGUCAUUAUAAUUGUAUUUUGUAAUUACUAUUGUAUGAUGUGUUAUAUUAUUUCAACAAGUACCUACAUCUGAAACUUCAAUGAACAGCUGCUAAAAAUAUGGGUAAAUCAAAAUUAAAGAGAAAGAAAUGGACAAAGAAUUUAAAAGAUGAACCAAAAGAUUCAGGCGUUCCUAUACCGAAUCUACCAGAAAAGUUUCUUCUGAUGCGUGUGAAAAGUGGCACGAAGCUUAGAAACGUUUUAGGAUAUGCAUUGAAAGAAUUUUCAAAAUACAAUAACGUUGUUUGGACUGCAGCAGGUCAGGGGAUUGGAAAAGCCAUUUCCUGUGCGGAGAUUUUUAAGAAGAAACAAGGAAACCUUCAUCAGAUUACCAAGCUGCAUUACGUCGAAUCGACGAAAUCGAGAACGGAAAAGAAAGGUGAUUUGAACGUAGAAACUCGCCAUGUACCGGAAAUACACAUUCUGUUAGCGAAAGAGAUAAAGGACACAUCAGAACCUGGUUACCAAGCACCCGAUGAUUGUGGAGAAUUUUUAAACGAUGAAGAUGUGAAAAAUAACAAAAAAGAUAGGAGACAGGAAGCUGGUAAUAUGUCCUGCAUUGACGCUGAGGAAUUUGCAGCUAUGGGCUUGAGAACGGGUCAAAAAAGACCGAAAAAAGAGCAGCAAGCUGAAGCGCCACCUAAAAAAAAUAAGAAGAGAGAUGGAUGAACGAUUAUAAAAAAAGAAAAUGAGUUACAUUGUAAAUAAACUUAAAAAAGAAAUACAUAACAAAACUCUGAUUGUAUACCUUGUAAUUAG
This is a messenger RNA of Osmia bicornis bicornis, 887 nucleotides long. RefSeq names its product ribonuclease P protein subunit p25-like protein (gene Rpp25). The transcript has 5 exons. The record is from RefSeq and is a predicted model, not a curated record. Gene Ontology annotation, cellular component: ribonuclease MRP complex. Gene Ontology annotation, molecular function: RNA binding. The coding region runs from base 189 to 797 and encodes 202 amino acids. NCBI's taxonomy places the organism in Eukaryota, Metazoa, Arthropoda, Insecta, Hymenoptera, Megachilidae. Gene Ontology annotation, biological process: tRNA 5'-leader removal.